GUCCGCAUUCCAUGCCUAAGUUGGUGCAGAGGCGUCUAUAUAAGCAGCUAGGAUCAAGAGGGCACGCACAUCCUCCGCUUGCAUCUCUAAUUCCCUACAAGCACAAAGGAAUAUUUAUUCCUUAGCUCCACAAUCUGUAGGCAUCGGCAGGUACGCAGCAUGAUACAUUUUAGAAUCCCAUGUCUGAAUCUCGUUCCAGUCCUUAAUCUCUUCAUCCUAGUGUCAUCUUUAGCUCUCAUCAGCAGUCAAAAUGAAACUGACAAAGAACGACAAGCUCUUCUAUACUUCAAGUCCCGGCUAUCAGAUCCAGCCGGAGCCUUAUCCUCAUGGAGCAAAGCAUACCAUGAUUUCUGCAACUGGCAUGGUGUAAGUUGCGGCACACAGUCUCCUCACCAUGUUACUUCACUAGACCUCCCUUCUGAAGGCCUCACUGACUCUUUACCAUCUUGUAUAGCCAACCUUACCUCACUUAAGAGACUGCAGUUGUCAAAUAACAGCUUCCAUGGCUCCAUACCUCCCGAGCUCGGUCUCCUAACCCAGCUCACCUAUCUCAACCUCAGCUUGAAUUCUCUGAAUGGUGGGAUCCCAUCUGCGAUCUCAUCCUGCAUGCAACUUCAAGUCCUCGACCUAUCGAACAACUCCCUCAAAGGUGAUAUCCUACCAACCUUAAGUCAAUGCAAAAACAUUCAAAUGAUAAAUCUUAGUAAUAACAAGCUGCAAGGGAGCAUCCCAGCUGCUUUUGGGAUGCUCCAGAAGCUCCGAACCCUGAUCCUAGCAGGCAACAGUCUAUCAGGGUCAAUACCACCAUCCUUGGGCAGCUCAUCUCUAGUACAUGUUGAUCUCGGAAGAAAUUUUCUGUCCGGUGGAAUUCCUGAGUCCUUGGUGAAUAGUUCUCUCCAAGUACUUAGGCUCAUGAGCAACAGGCUCACUGGGAAGCUCCCAGAGGCUCUCUUCAAUAGCUCAUCGCUUACCACAAUUUGCCUUCAACAGAACAUUUUUGUUGGUUUUAUACCACCUGUUGCUUCCAUCUCUUCCCCUUUGAAGUACCUUAGUUUACAAGAGAAUAAUCUCUCAGGAUUAAUUCCUCUAUCGUUAGGGAAUCUCUCUUCUCUGGUUUUUCUGUCUCUUCAGCAGAACAAUCUGAUCGAGAGCAUCCCAGAAAGCUUAGGCAACAUUCGGAAACUACAGGUAUUGAGAUUGACCGCCAACAAACUGUCUGGUCUUGUACCACCGUCGCUCUUCAACAUCUCGUCACUGAAAUUUCUUGGCCUGGGCAGUAACUUAUUACUUAGUGGAAGAUUACCCUCUAACAUUGGCAUCACACUUCCGAAUAUUCAGACAUUAGUACUCAUGUCAAACAGAUUUUAUGGCACGAUCCCUGAUUCUCUUCUCAAUGCAUCACACCUGGAGAAGAUAUAUAUAGCUUUCAAUAUGCUGACCGGUCUUGUGCCAUCAUUUGGAUCAUUGCCAAACUUGGAGGUUCUUGAUGUUGGUGGAAAUAUGCUGGAAUCAGGUGACUGGAGUUUCCUCUCCUCCCUCUCAAAUUGCACUAGACUGACUCAUCUCAUGCUUGACUCGAAUAAUCUCCAAGGAAAUUUGCCAUUAUCGAUUGGUAAUCUUCCAAAUAGUAUUAAGAAUCUUUGGAUCAGAGACAACAAAAUUUCUGGGCCAAUUCCCUCGGAGAUAGCCAAUCUGGAAAACCUCAUAGAAUUAUAUAUGGGCUACAAUCUUCUCAACGGUAGCAUACCACCAACUAUUUUACACUUGCAUGGCUUGGUUAGACUUGGAAUUGCACGAAACAAACUUUCUGGCCAAUUGCCACACGAUAUUGGGAGACUUAGUCAGCUGAAUGAGCUCCACUUAGAUCAAAACAACUUGACUGGAAGUAUACCUGCUAGCUUUGGGAACUGCACGCAGCUACAGAAAUUGAACCUUUCUCACAAUUCACUAGCUGGGAGUAUACCAAGCAAUCUCUUAUGAAUUUCUUCGCUUUCAAUAUAUCUGGACC
This is a messenger RNA of Panicum virgatum (switchgrass), 2008 nucleotides long. RefSeq names its product receptor kinase-like protein Xa21. Gene Ontology annotation, molecular function: protein binding. The transcript has a single exon. The record is from RefSeq and is a predicted model, not a curated record. The coding region runs from base 160 to 1980 and encodes 606 amino acids. Lineage: Eukaryota; Viridiplantae; Streptophyta; Magnoliopsida; Poales; Poaceae.